GUCUGCUCGUAUUCUGCUUGCAACGAGUCAGUCUGACCAGGAAGUGACCGCCCAACCUGGCACCAUCUAGACUAAAGUGUGGCGUUCACAAAUCCGACUCGCGGCCAGACUCGACAAGUUGUCACGAUAAGACGCGCUCUGAAAGCGUCGAUUUCCGUGGAUAAGAACGGAAUUCGGAUCUUGCUGCCGAAAUUCACUGUGUUGGUACAAAUCUACGAAAUUUUUAUCUUCAACUCCGAUUAUCGCUAUGAAUUCUCUACCUGCACAACUGCUACAUAUCUCGUGUCCUGUUCUGCCGGUACCACCAUCAUGGUUUCCGGGACACAUGAACAGAUUUACAAAGCAGCUGCCUUCAAUGUUGUCCCGUACACAUGUUGUCCUCGAAGUCAGAGAUGCUAGGCUUCCUCUGACAAGUAUCAAUCGUAAACUUCAAGAUAUGCUCCAAGAGUGGAGAGACAAGGCGCGAAUGAGCAACCGAAUGUUCCAACACGUUAUCCUUCUGAACAAGGCGGACCGUGUCCCCGAGUGGGGUAUCCCACCAUUCCUGUCGGUGAUGCAAGACAAAUAUCCGGAACAAGAUUUUUAUUUCACCUCACUGAAGGAGACCUCUGACCUCAAGCGGAUAUACCGGAUACUCUCUGACCUAGGCAAGCACUACCGAUGGUUCGAAGGCAUGAACGUUCUCAUUGUCGGCAUGCCGAAUGUGGGUAAAUCAUCAUUACUAAACGCUCUCCGCAACACGGGGAUUAAAGGGCGAACGCCCAAAGCCGUGCGAACGGGGGCUAACCCUGGAGUAACGGUAUCCUUGUCCAACAGGAUAAAAAUCUUUGAGAAUCCUCUCGUGUACGCCUUUGACUCACCCGGAAUGAUGUUACCAUUCCUGGGCCACGGACCAGCAGGCGCCGAGCGCGGUGCUAAGCUCGCUUUGAUUGCGGGGAUCAAAGAAGGUCUAUACCAAACUGAAACGCUCGCUGAAUAUCUCCUGUACAAACUUAAUAUCCUGAAUUCCAUCUCGCCGAACUAUUUAUCCGUCCUGCCAUCAGGAUCAAAACCGACGGCGGACGUGUGGGAAUUCCUUUCGUUGCUAGCUAAGCGAAUGGGGAUGCUUGCCGGACGCGGGGAAUAUGAUUUACAGCGAGCGGCAAUGUUUUUCAUUGACUGGUGGCGUAACAAAGGCGGUCUAGCAGAACAUUCCGACGUGGGAUCUUAUGGAUGGGGUUUUGACUUCCAAUGGACCGUUCCUGCGGGCGAAAAGAGAGAUCUACGACAAUUGAUGGAAACGAGUCUUGCGCAGUUUGAUGCCCAGGUUGAGCUGGAGGAGCAGGAAGGUAACAUGAUAAGUGAUACGCAGAAGGAGAAAACUGCAGUGGAGGAAAGGAAAAAGCAGAAAUUGAAGAAAAUUAUGGAGCAGGAUAAGGAUCAACGGUCGAGGAGACUAUUCACAAAGCCACGGCGCCGUCGAUAGCUCAUGCACGAUCGGUAGGAUUCAUUGAAGAUGUCCUGUUUGUGCAUUUGUAUUCUGUCGUUUCCCAGAACUUGGCCAAGUGCGCCAUCCUUCAUUGAUAUCACGAGGAACCCUGAUUCGCUCUCCUGCAGACCUAUUCAAUAAUUUAAGUUGCAAGAACCGACUGUGCGGUACAGUUUCAGCUCUCAGCAGUAAAAUGAAUCACCAUGUGUUAUACCGAAGCAAGCUUCCUUUCCUGGUGCAGUAGCAGCCGAAAUCCUGGCGUUCCUCUAUGUUCCUUGUCCAAUCCGAG
This is a messenger RNA of Guyanagaster necrorhizus, 1757 nucleotides long. RefSeq names its product P-loop containing nucleoside triphosphate hydrolase protein. Lineage: Eukaryota; Fungi; Basidiomycota; Agaricomycetes; Agaricales; Physalacriaceae. Gene Ontology annotation, biological process: mitochondrial translation. The transcript has 9 exons. The record is from RefSeq and is a predicted model, not a curated record. Gene Ontology annotation, cellular component: mitochondrion. Bases 248 to 1465 code for a protein of 405 amino acids. Gene Ontology annotation, molecular function: GTPase activity; GTP binding.